Molecule: messenger RNA, 702 nt
Organism: Darwinula stevensoni
Lineage: Eukaryota; Metazoa; Arthropoda; Ostracoda; Podocopida; Darwinulidae
Source: the annotation of a GenBank genome assembly
AUGAGGAUGGCAUUCAGAGAAUACACAGGGCGUGCCGGGUUCGGUGGUGUAUCAGGAGCGUCUCUGACUGGCAAGCGAAAGUACCUGGAUGCGAACGGCAUCCACCUCCUUCAGGCGCAUCCGAGCCUCUGCCAGCUCCUUUUCCAGAUGGACCAUUUUCUGGCGAAACUUUUUAAACUGCGGCCAUGGUACCCUGAACUCGAAAGUGCUCUUCUUGCAAGGCGGCAUAUCCGGUUUGGAAGCCUUGCUUUCAGAUGGAUGCAGGACUCGCUCAGUGCAAACAAGGACCAGGUUUCUGCAAAGGUUAAGAAGCUCAAGAAGAGUAGUGAUGUGGCUGAUUAUGAAAAAAGAAAGAGACCUCAUUGUCUGGAGAGAGGAAGCCAAAAAAAGCAUCUUUCUAAGCUACAACACGAGUCACCUAUCUCAUAUCCACCUUCAUCUGAACCUGAAGAUGAAGAUGAUGGUGACUCGCUGAGCAGCUGUCACUGUUCUCCAAUUGCAUCAAAGCAGACGAGGAGUAUCGAGAAGAAUCAAUUGCUAUUCUGGCAUCUACUAUCUGAAAUAUGGAAGGGAAGAAAGCAGUCUCAACUCUCAUGCGUUGACUCAUGGAUGAUGGCGCUGCCCUUCACUUUGUUUACAAGUCCACAAGACACAAGGAGAAGCAGGCCCUUACAGAACUGGGCAUCUUUGACCUCAUAUCAA